Chilo suppressalis (striped riceborer) is the source of this 5263-nucleotide messenger RNA. The record is from the annotation of a GenBank genome assembly. Lineage: Eukaryota; Metazoa; Arthropoda; Insecta; Lepidoptera; Crambidae.
GUUUUAGAAAGUUGACGCGCGAAAGGAGAAAAAAAUUACCGCUACAUGACACCCUAUACCUGUUUCUUUCACUCUAGUCAGAAAUGCAUUCUCCAUCACUGUCGUGCGCGUAGCUCCGGCUCAAUCGUUUUGGAUUGAGCGAGUCAGUCGAAUAAGAACUUAGAGCGCGCGCGUUGUCAUAAUAAGUUCCAAUUUCGAAAAUUAAAAACAAAAUUUCUAGGCACAAGAACUUUUUUAAAACAAUCUUUUUUUGUCGAAUAGUUUACAUCUUACAGCCUUCUGGAUAAACUUUUAAGUGAAACGUGUUCCUUUUAUCUCGCAAGCAGUGUUAAAAUGUGAAAGUUCUUCAAGAAAACAGUGACGGAUAUACACAUAUACGUAGAUUUUCUGCUACACACUAUCCUACUUUUUUAGUGCAACAGCUGUUCAGCCAAAUAAAUUGGCCUAACUGGUAGAAAAUAACAACCCGCCAAUGUGACCUCAAGACCCGGAUGCCAUAUCGUUGAAUCAAUAUUUAUAAAAAAUAAAAUAAACACUCAAGUGAUGUGACGCAAACGAGUGAUGUGAUUUACAAACGCACGGAUGGACAAGAGUGAAUUCUCUAGUGAAAAACAAGAUGGCCGACGGUGGCACGAAAUGGCGGACGAAGUGCCGCUUAGGAGCGGUGCUGUUCGCGAUAUUAAUACAAGUUGUGAAUGGUUACGAAGAGAUGUACACAAUAUCACACUUAUCACCAAAAUCAACAGCUCAGCAACUACCAGAAGACGUUAUUUUACAAACAAGCCAAGCGGAAAGUGUAGCUUUUAGAAUAGAAUCGAGUGUAGCAUUAGACGACGCAGAUUUAGUACCUGAAGAUAUCAUAACUGAUGAUGAACAAGAAAACCUUGUGAGAAUCGCAAGAUCCGCCGAUCCUAACGAAAGAGAAUCACGCUCAAUACAUUUUGAAGAUAAUAAUAUUCCGUUAGCAAACAACGAAAUAGAUAACCACAUAGAAUUGCACAACAAGAGGAAAUACUAUGAAAUAAGACCGACAAAGAGUUUGAAUUAUUUCCAUAAAAGUGAUGAUGAGAUCGUUAUGUCUUCUGACGGUUUUGGUGAUAGACUCGAAUUCAGGUUUCCGGGGGAAGGGAAAAGGGUCCCGAUAGCGCGUGCACUGACGCUACCGGGGCCCAGAAUUCGGCCUACUGCAGUGCAGCCGAUUUUUGCGACGUCCAACCUUAACCACCAGGGUAGACAGAACAGCGAAAUACAAAACAUCAUCACUGGCAUUGUGAAACUCUUGAAUGGAAAUGUGAACGUGCAAGCCAAUACUCAACUUAUGAAUGGCCGACCAGGUCGCCCUAUGGCAUCCAGAAUAAACAAUCGAGGCCCUCCGAGGAUCUCUGAUCUUCCACCAUUACCCGAGUUCGAUCCACCAGUGACGCCUCCCGUUCAUGCUUAUCACCCAACCAAAACGCCUCCACCAUAUCCCUUCGAUCGACCACCUCAUCAUGGUGUCAAUUUACCUGAACAAAUUGUACCACCACUGACUCACAGACCAGGGUUUCACAGACCGAUGCCUCCUUGGCAGAGGCCUAGACCCCGGCCACCAAAUAGAAGGCCUAACCCUGGUCUUCCUAUGUAUAAGCCUGCCCUUCCACCUCUCCCUCAUGAUCUUCCAGAUUUAGAAGACAAGAAACCUGAGGAAGAACAGACUGUAAGUGAGAAUGAAACUAGUCAUUCCGAAAAUACCAUACAUCACGAACAAGAAAAUAAUGUACCGACUGUAGCUCUCCCAGGAGGUAAUAGCACUGAAGAGGAAGAAGAUGAAGAUGAAGAUGACGAGGAAGUAACUACAGCCGCUGAGACUACCUCUACUUCAACGACAACUUCUACAAGUACAACUAGCACAACUACAUCAACAACGACCACUGAAGCAACAACUACUUCAACGAGCACAACAACAGAAAAACUUACAGAGAAAUCAUCGACAACUACUGAACAACCAACCACAAGUGAAGCUACAACUGAAAAACCUACAACUAGUGAGAAACCGAAAACAGAUAAGCCAUCCAAACUAGAAAAAGACAAGAAAAAAGAUUCAGGCACGGAAAAAGAGAAAGUCAACAAAGACAAAUACAAGAUUAUUAACGAAAAACCGGUAAAUAAUACUGUCAAAGAAGAAACACUAGUGGUUAUCCCAAUCGAAUCAUCGUUGUCGGAGCCUAAAACUACACCAACAGUUACGUUUGCUGAACCGACGCCGACAGAUGGCCUAUUGACUCAUUCUACUACUGUUAGUGAUCCGUUAAGCUCGAUUGAAGUGAUUAAAACCUCAUCGAUCAACCCCGAAACAUUGCCUUCUUCUCAAGUCAACCCUCACCAUCCAUAUCGCCCUCGUCCCGGCAUUGUUCUUGAUGAUACCGAUUUCAAACCUCACGGUACCCGGUACAGACCCUCAGAAGUUGCCGUCAUUACAGCACCGGAGACCAGACUACCAGGGUAUGGCGAGAUCUUUGACGUGACCGUCUCUGCUAUCCAAGGCCCUGGAGGAAAAGGGGCAUCAGUUCACAUCGGGAACGUCAAUCCGGUGUCCGGGCACUCUGAUCACGACGACAUUAUAGUCACAGCGUCUGGUGACCAAGGCUUCGUGUCCAUUGACGGCAAGAGGACCUACUUGAACCUCUUCGACAGUUCUACUGUUGCUGAGGUCAGCAUCAGACCGACGCAUGUGCAGAAGCCACCGCAGGCUUCAGUUCCACCGCUACCAACACGUCCGCACGAGCCGACACUCGGCACCGGAGUGGCGAUCCCCACAGAUGAGUUCCCCCACUCCCCCACGCCACCGGUACGCCGCCCGCAACCCCAUCACCCGCCGGGCCAUAGUCGGCCGCAGCAGCCGUAUAGAAGACCGCAUCCUACAAUAAGGAUCGAUACAUGCAUCGUUGGAGAUGAUUCAACGUGUGACCAAGCACAGAACGAAAAGUGUAGAACUGAAGCGGGAAUAUCAAGCUGUCAGUGCAGACCAGGUUAUGCUAGAAGGACUCACAGAGAUCCUUGCAGGCGAGUGGUCUCUCUACUUCUGAAUCUAAGAGUGGAUAGACUCUAUGAUAGAAAGGUGGCCUGGGAUGCGAAAUUAUCAGACAAAGAAUCAGAUCCUUAUCAGCAACUCAGUUUUGAAGCGAUUAGGGCUAUCGACUCUGCGUUCUCCAUGACCCCAUUCUCUGAUGACUUCGUGAGUGCAACAGUUAACACCAUACACCGAGGCGACGAGAGCAAUCAAGGCGUGUUUGUCAACUAUACAGUGCUGAUGCAAGAAACUCCAGAGACUCUACGAACAGCGGUAGCAUCAGACAUCCAGAAACACAUUCUGGGAGUGAUACGACGUCGUUCGAACAAUGUUGGAGCUUCAGCUUUGUAUGUGGAUACUCCGGCAGGAAGUGUACUGCCUUUGAGAGAUUUGGACGAAUGCUCUUCGCCAGAACUCAACGACUGUCACCAGUUAGCUACAUGCAUCAACAGCUUUGGUGGAUUCAGGUGUACAUGUCCAGAUACCACUUUGGACGAGUCCAGUUCUCCAAGUACUGCCGGAAGAUCGUGUAAGGCGUGCCCAUCAGCACAUUGCAACGAGAGAGGAAUGUGCAAAUAUUCCAAUGGACAACCUUACUGCAGCUGCAAGUCCGGCUACUACGGGUCGACUUGCGAAGUGGACGGCGAAGUUGUAGGAGUCGCUGUAGGUGCUUCCCUCGCCGCUGCGCUCGUCAUUGCGCUCACUCUCGCCGCGCUAUUGUCCUGGAGCCGCAAAUGGUCUCGGGAGCAGAAAGCCAUUGGCAUGGGAUCACCGGUGUUCAACUACAUGGCUGCCAACACAAUAAAAACGCCACCUGUCGGUCAGCCGCCGUACCAAGUAACACUGGAAGAGAGGAUGAGAUGGGCGCAAAUAGCUGAGGCAAUGGCGCAAGCGCAAGCAAACCACUACGCUCAACCCGACACUCAAACGAUGGCAACUCGGCCGUCAUCGGCAAUGUUCGGAGGUUACCCCACCCUCCCUCCCGUACCACUGCCCAGGUUGGGCCUGCAUCACAACGGCACCUUGAACACUGUCGCCUCCCGAGCCAACACCGCGGCAUCACACCACAAUUUGUAUGGUUAUACCAACCACAUGGCCAGUGAUUCCACAAGCUCUGAAGCGUCAAGCCACGUGCAGGACAGAGCCGAUCUACUAGUCCCCAGACCGAAAUCUAGAGCCAGAAGCAUGCAUAAUCAAACCGGAAUUUACUACGAUGUGGAUUAUGAAAACGCACCCGAAGCCAUUUAUGGGACUAAAGGAAUACCAUUGUCAACAUACACUGUUAGCAGGGGACCGCCUUUCUAUAGAACUUAAAAAUUAUGUUGAUAAGAAAAUGUAUGGCAAUUUAAAGAAACAAAAAACUAGUGUUUCUUUAAACUAAAACUGUGUAAAAGAACACUUUAUCAUUAUUAAGGAAUGUAAUUUUUAAAGUGAAUUUUUUAUUACAUCACAAUUUUUUCACAUCCACUCGAAAAAGGGAUUUCAUUCAGCGAUAACAGUGAAAAAAUUUUUCAUUUAAUUACUGAUUGAAUAAAAAAAUUAAAGUUGAACAAACAGAAGUUAUGCAAAUCAUACACAAAGUUACAAUAAUUAGUAAUAAUCAUAAUUAAUCUUUAUUGUCCUUCCAAAACACAACCAAUGGGUACGAUAAAUAUCUUAUUUAUUUUCUCACAAUAGUAAAAAAAAAAAUCCUUGUAUCCUUUGCUCCACUCAGGAUUCCUAUCUUGAAUCCUUCGUUACUACAGUAGGGAUCUAUCAUAGCACCUCAAAUUAAAUUUCUUUUAUAUUUGCACUUAUAGUAUAAUCCACUAAUUGCAUAUUAAAGUAUCAAUUUGGUAAAGCGCACUAUACUGAACAUCGCUGCCUCGAUGUCUCGCUUGUGCGACUCUCACAGACUCGCGGCCGUAUUUACCUAAACUGCAGCGGCUCAAUUUUAUAAAAGGGCCCUUAAUUUGUCCCAUUAGUAGCAGCAAGAUUAAAAUUUUCAUUCUCGGGGUCCAUUGAUUAAUAAAGACUGUUGUGUUUGAACUAAGGAAUCCACCAAAUAACGAUGAAAUAUUUAGAAGGCUGUCUUAUUUAAUUACGAUAGGACUGUUAGCAGUAGGUCUCCUUAAAGGUGGGCUUUCGUAGCGAGCGUCAGUGACGCCACGACAGAGCGUCAGAUAGAAUUUCUAUGCAAAUGUCAUUGUCAGCGUCGGCCAAAGCGGCACUGAC